This is a messenger RNA of Nyctereutes procyonoides (raccoon dog), 6084 nucleotides long. RefSeq names its product SET domain bifurcated histone lysine methyltransferase 2 (gene SETDB2). Gene Ontology annotation, molecular function: zinc ion binding; histone H3K9 methyltransferase activity; DNA binding. Bases 930 to 3047 code for a protein of 705 amino acids. The record is from RefSeq and is a predicted model, not a curated record. The transcript is spliced from 18 exons. NCBI's taxonomy places the organism in Eukaryota, Metazoa, Chordata, Mammalia, Carnivora, Canidae. Gene Ontology annotation, cellular component: nucleus. Gene Ontology annotation, biological process: heterochromatin organization; negative regulation of gene expression.
GCCGGCGCGACGCGCGCGGAGCCUCUGAGGCGUGGACCCGGUGAGGCGUCCAACCAAUGGGCUCCCGGCCAAGUAGUGGGAUCGGCGGGCGUCCGGCUGCUGUCCCCCGCGGGAUUGGCGUGAGGUGGCGGAGCCGGGAGGCGACCGUGAGCGCACCGGACCCCCGUGGACCGCGGCCCGGUCCGGGUGUAGGGAGCUGUGCUCUGAGGUACUAUAUACUGCAUUUUAUUUGCGAUUCUCUUUUUGACGGACGUUGGUUGUUCCCAGUUUUUCAACUUCUAGACAAUGCUGCAGGGAAAUCCUGUGUUUACAGAUGAAGUGUUACAGCUUCACGCCCUGAGCUAAUGGCAGACGUUCAACCACUGAGCCCCCCAGGCGCCCCUCCAUUUCUCUUUUUAAUUGAGAUUUCAUUUAUUCAUGAGAGACACAGAGAGAGAGAGAGAGACAGAGACACAGGCAGAGGGAGAAGCAGGCUCCGUGCAGGGAGCCCCGAUGAAGGACUCAAUCUCAGGAUUCCGGGAUCACGCCCUGAGCUGAAGGCAGACGUUCAACCACUGAGCCCCCCCCCCAGGCGCCCCUCCAUUUCUCUUUUUAAUUGAGAAUGUUUCAUGCAUCCAUGGACCAAAAGAUGGAGUUGGUUUUUAUUUUUAAAAAGAUAUUAUCAAUGAUCUGAAGUUGCAUGGACUUGGCAUCAGAUGGGACUAGUGGUCAUUUUUUAAAGUUUCUUCAACCACAAUUACUAUUUGAAAAUUCAAGCGUCCAAGAAUAUUGGGUUUAGAAUUGGCAUAAUGAUGUAUUUUCUCUGAGGACUGCAAAUUUCAUAGAGACCAUAGUUGGAUGCCAGUUGGAUUCCAAUUCUUCAAUCAAAGUGAUUCAGUCCUUUGAAAGUUAAUUUUGAAGAGUUUUAUGUUUAUGGACGACGCCAAAAGAUGGGAGAAAAAAAUGGUGAUGCAAAAACUUUCUGGAUGGAACUGGAAGAUGAUGGAAAAGUGGACUUCAUAUUUGAACAAGUGCAAAAUGUGCUGCAUUCACUGAAACAAAAGAUAAAAGAUGGGUCUGCCACAAAUAAAGAAUAUAUUCAAGCAAUGAUUCUAGUGAAUGAAGCAACCAUAAGUAACAAUUCCACAUUGAUAAAGGAUCAUAUAUCUGUGACUCAGAAUGAACAGGAAAAUAAAUCAGGUUCAUUGCCCUCUACAUCAUAUGAAGACUCCUUUCCAGAAGACUGUACAUCUCUAUCUGCAAAAAAUAAGGAGAUUCCUCCUUUGGAAAAUAAAGUUGCCUACAUUAGAGAAAAGAAAUCAUUUUUUAAUCUACCUUACCAAAGUCAUGACUGCUCUCGAACUUGUCUGAUGAAAACACCCCUGACCUUCAAGGGAGAAAACCCUCUGCAGCUACCAAUCAAAUGCCACUUCCAAAGACGACAUGCAAAGACAAACUCUCAUUCUUCAGCACUCCAUGUGAGUUAUAAAACCCCUUGUGGAAGGAGUCUACGAAACGUGGAAGAAGUUUUUCGUUACCUGCUUGAGACAGAGUGUAACUAUUUAUUUACAGAUAAUUUUUCUUUCAAUACCUAUGUUCAGUUGACUCGGAAUUACCCAAAACAAGAAGAAAUUGUUUCUGAUGUGGAUAUAAGCAAUGGAGUAGAAUCGGUACCCAUUUCUUUCUGUAAUGAAAUUGACAAUAGAAAGCUUCCAUAUUUUAAGUACAAAAGGACUAUGUGGCCACGUGCAUAUUAUCUAACCAGCUUUUCCAACAUGUUUACUGAUUCAUGUGACUGUUCUGAGGGCUGCAUAGACAUAACAAAAUGUGCAUGUCUUCAAUUGACAGCAAGGAAUGCCAAGACUUGCCCCUUGUCAAGUAAUAAAAUAACCACUGGAUAUAAAUAUAAAAGACUACAGAGACAAAUACCUUCUGGCAUUUAUGAAUGCAGCCUGUUGUGCAAGUGUAAUAGACAGAUAUGUCAAAAUCGAGUUGUCCAGCAUGGACCUCAAGUGAGGCUACAGGUGUUCAAAACUGAGAAAAAGGGAUGGGGAGUACGCUGCCUAGAUGACAUUGACAGAGGGACAUUUGUUUGCAUUUAUUCAGGAAGAUUAUUAAGCAGAUCUAAUGUGGAGAAACCUGGUGCUGCUACUGAUGAAAAUGGAAAAGAUUAUAUUAUGAAAAAUAUGUUUUCAAAAAAGAGGAAAAUAGAAGUUGCAGAUUGUGAGGUUGAAGUUAUACCAUUAGACCUGGAAACACAUAAUAGAAGUGCUGAGACUGAGGAGUGUCCACCUGUAUUCAAUAAUAAUAUAAAAGAGCCUGUUACAGAUGUGAAAUGUAACAGUAUUUCAAGAAUUCAGUAUCAUUCAGUCAUUAGAAGUCCUAAAGUGAAGACAGUCAUUAUUCAGCGCAAUGGGAAAAGGAUGGGAUUUGCUUCCUCAGAGUCUGUCACCUCAGAAGAUAAUGAUGGAUUUAAACCAACUCAAGUACAUCUGAACUCCAAUACCAAGGAAAUGAAAAAGGAUUCAAGCUCCUACCAAGUUAAAGACUCUGAAGACAAUCUGCUGAUUGAAUCAGAUGUGAUAGAUAUAACUAAAUGUAGAGAAGAAUCUCCAUCAGGGGGCAGAUGUAACCAAGCAACCACAUUGGAUAAACAAGAUAUUAUAAAGGAGUUCAAGGCUCAAGUGCAAAAGCCCCAAGAGGAAAGAUCUCCAGCGUAUCGAAAUCAUCAGGUCUUUUGUGAUAAAGAGUUCCCAAGUGAAGCCAAGAAUAUUUCACCUAAUUCCCUAAAGAAGUUCAGUAAAGGGAAUGUGUUUUUAUUGGAUGCCACAAAAGAAGGGAAUGUGGGCCGCUUCCUUAAUCAUAGUUGUUGCCCAAAUCUUUUGGUACAGAAUGUUUUUGUAGAAACACGUGACAGAAAUUUUCCAUUGGUGGCGUUCUUCACCAACAGGCAUGUGAAAGCAAGAACAGAACUAACAUGGGAUUAUGGGUAUGAAGCUGGGACUAUGCCUGAAAAAGAAAUCCUCUGCCAAUGUGGGGUUAACAAGUGUAGAAAGAAAAUAUUAUAAAUCUGUAGCUAAUGCUUAUUGAUGAGAUUAGCUUAUCAUGUUGCAGUGAGAGGCAUGCAAGAGAACCUUCAGUCAUCAGUGGAAUUAACUUAGGUUAUGGUCCAUCAAAAGAAUGCAGUUUACCCUUGUCAGGGGAAUCAUUUGUAUGACCUAGAAAUGCUUGGAACAAAAUAAGGACAUUUUCAUAUGCACAGGCUCUUUAUUCUCUGCUGUUCAACUUGACGAGUGGGAUGGAAGUGUAUAUUUUAUAUGAAAUACCAUUAUACAGUUUGUAACUUAUUUGUAAAUUAUAUAUUAAGAGAAACAAAUGUCAGUAGAAUUCACUUAUUCUUAUUUACUUUUGUGAUUAUUAUCUUUGAGUUCAUGCCCUAAAGGGCCAAAUUUCACAUCUUUACCUACAAAAUUUAUGUUUAAUUCUUGGCAAAUAAUUUACCAGUAUGAGCUAUAAGGUGGGCAACACAGCCUGAGGAAGAUGUAAGAACUUUACACAUAUUACUUCCAAGUAUUUUAAGACUAGUUGGAGAAGCUCUGGCUGCAUGUACUUCUGACUCAUCAAACCAUUUGAAUGCUAAGGGGAAAGCUCCUUGGAGCAAACUUGAGAUGGAACUUUUUUUUCCAUAGAUUCUCUUUACUACUCAGUACAGAGAUAAAAAAAGGGAAUAAAAACCUGGAGGAAUUGGUAUAUUUUUUGUUCUAGGUAGAGGAGAGCCAUAAGAAAAGAAAACUUAGAAACUAGUCAGAUUUGGCUUAUUUAGGCCAAACGGGAUUGUGCUGGGCAAGAAUUUCACUUAACAAAGCAAAACAAAUCAAUUCUACUGAGUUGUAAUGUCUGGAACAGCUUCUUGGAUUCUCCUGGCUGUGACGUGCAAAUUGCUUUUGUAGAGAAAAAGGGGUUAUAUUCUGCUAUACUUCAGGUUGGUUACCCAGCCCUGAUUGCAGAGUGGAAAGGGACUGGGAAUCUCCAAGAGUCAAAACUAAUUUUAUCCAUAACAAAGUUGUACAUUUGGCUGCCGCGAACUUAUCCUUGGAACCAGAAUAGGAAUAGUAGCUCAAUAUGGAGUAAUUAAAAGUAGUUUUGGUUUUUGAGAGGUUUUAUGUCUUUUUCUUUUUUUUUCUGUAGUUGAUUCUGGGUUUAGUUUGGUCACUAUUCAAAGAAAACUCUUAAGUUUGGAUUCAAUUUAAUUGCUUAAAAACAUUGAACUAGAUGAAAAUUUAACUUGAAAUGGUUUUCGAGAGUGGAAAACUAGGCAACUAGGAAAAGGAGCAAAGUUAUAGCCUAACAUCCUGGAGACCGACAAGGAAAGUUAAGUCCAUUUAUUCACAGUAAAGAGGUAGGAAUUUCAGGCAGUACAUUGAAAGUGACGAUACUUGAGAAGUAUGGGAAAUAUUUUUGUGCAGAAAUCCUGACAUCUUGAUUUACUUCACAACUGUUGUCUUCCAUCCAUGUCCUAAAGAUGCCCUCUGUCUUAAAUCCGAUCUGUUCCCAGUUAAAUUCCAUUAUUUCCCUUUUCCUUGGUUUAUUCCCAUACAUUGGUGAAAGGACACCUUCCAGUUGUUUUUGGAAAGGAAAAUUGAGAGGUGAAUAUUUUGAGACCUUGCAUGUUUGAACGUGUUCUUUUACUCUACAUUUGAUUGCUAUUUUUUCGGGGUAUAGAAUUCUUGAGCAACCUCCAUCCACAAUUUUGAAAGCUGCUGCUAGCUUCCAUGGUGACUACUGAAGUCCUAUGUCAUUCUGUUCCUUAUCUUUUAUAUAUAUGACCAGUUUUUAUCUCUUGAAGCUGACAGAAUUAUCUUUAUCCCAGUAUUCAGUUUCUGGUAAGGUCCAUUUUCAUCCUUCAUCCUGGGUGCUUGGUGGGAUCUUCCAGUCUGAAUUCUUUGUCCUUCAGGGAAAUUAUCUUGAACCAUUUCCUUAAUGAUUCCUCAUCUGUUUAUUCUUUCUUUCUAGAAUUCUUGUUAUUCAGAUGUUAGACCUCCAGGAUUGGCUCUCGAAUUUUUUUCUUUUUUUUUAGAGAGUUUUGAUUUUUUUUUUCAAGUUAUUUAAGUAAUCUUUAUACCCAGUGUGGGGUUCAAACUUAAAACCCUGAGAUCAAGAGUUGCAUGUUCCUCCAGCUGAACCAACCAGGUGCUCCAAAUUUUCUUUCUCUUUAUUUUCAGCUUUUUGCUGUACUUUCUGGGAAAUUUUCCCAAUUUAAAUCUUGCAAUAUGUCCAUUGUGCUUUAUUUUUCUGGUGUUGUAUUUUUAAUUUCUAGAGCUCCCUUUUCUUUGGAUUUCUUUAAACAGUAUCUUAUUUUGGCUUCAUGGUUGCAGUAUCUUAUUUCUUUAAAAAUACCACGAUGUAUAUUUUAUAGAUUUAUGUGUGUAUACACAUAGGCAUUCAUAUCUGUAUUUUUCCUGCAUAUUUUGUGGCUUUAAAGGUUUAUUUCUUGUUUUCCCUGUAUGUUGCCUUUGGUCUUUGUCUUUCCUGUUACAGGCUUUCCUCAGUUUGUGAUCCUGGCAGUCUAUUCACACUUAAGAGGAGAACACUAAAAGGCUGAGAUUGAAAGCUGGAGUGGGGGAUGGGUCCCUUCAAGUGCCACAUCACGACCUAGCUGGGCUAGAUCAGUCUCUAAUUGUCUCCUUAAUGCUUUGUUUUGGGCUGAUUGAAGGGCAGAAUCUUGGCUGCCAGAGUCUGCUUUUAUUCCCCUUUAAGCCCUGUUCUUCUGUAAUUUCUGUAUUUGUCUAGACUAUCCAAGUUAUCUUUUUAAAUAUUUUCUGCUGUCCCCAAUUUGCCUCUCUUCUCUUUAAAACCUCAAAAAUGCAAAAAUAUAAUAAAACCUCAAAAUGCACGACCUCCACAAGUUUUCCUUUAAUUCCUGAGCAAGCCACCAUUCCAAGCUUUUUUCCGAAACAACUUUUUUAAUCUGUAAUUUAAUUUUACGCAUUUGUGUUCUCUACAUGUGUAUUUAUUUGUUACAUGCACUGAAAACCUCUUCUUGAAUGGUGCUGUGUACCCCAUGGGUGCUAAUAAAGACUUGCAACUGGAAUUACAAUUGAUUAA